CGCUCGCUCACAAUCUACUUUAUUACUUGACUAAUCUUCCGUUCAACAAUUACUCGCUUGGCGAGAGUCGAUCGUCUAAAACACUAACAUAUUGAUUUAAAUACGGCACGUUCGCGUGGUCGUGGCUCUUUGUUGCGCGCCGGAGGCCGAGCGUAGCCCUGGCGUCUAGUUUUAUUGUUGCUACUUAGCGGGAACGCAAACAGCGCAAGCUUUACUCUGAUGAGUGGGCCCUCGGUGAUGAUGAAGCUGAAGGAGGGAGGGGGUUCUCCCUCGCUGACAAACUGGAGAGCCCACGCUUUGAACACUCUGGUGCAGUCCUCGAGAUGAAUGGAACUGAAAUCACAGUGUCAUAUCUGCAGAAAAAUGGAUUUACUACUCCUUUGCUGUUCAAAGAAAAACUUGGACUUGGAUUAAGGGUGCCGACCAGCAACUUCACCGUGAACGACGUGCGCAUGUGCGUCGGCUCGCGGCGUCUCCUCGACGUCAUGGACGUCAACACGCAGAAAAAUAUCGAGAUGACUAUGAAGGACUGGCAGCGUUACUACGACGAUCCCAACAAAGAGCGUCUGUUGAACGUGAUAUCACUGGAGUUCUCGCACACGCGUCUCGAGAACUAUGUGCAGGCGCCGCGUAUCGUGCGCCAGAUAGACUGGGUGGACACCGUGUGGCCGCGUCACUUGAAAGACCAACAGACUGAAUCUACCAACGCGUUGGACGACAUGAUGUAUCCAAAAGUGCAGAAGUAUUGUCUCAUGUCGGUCAAGGGCUGCUACACUGAUUUCCACAUUGACUUCGGAGGCACUUCCGUAUGGUAUCACAUUCUCAGAGGCGCCAAAGUGUUCUGGCUCAUCCCGCCAACUGAGAAGAAUCUGCAGCUCUAUGAGAAGUGGGUGCUCUCUGGAAAACAAUCGGACGUAUUCUUCGGAGAUACGGUUGAGAAAUGCAUUCGCGUUCAUCUUCAAGCUGGCCACACAUUCUUCAUUCCGACCGGCUGGAUCCACGCGGUAUACACACCGAGUGACUCCCUGGUCUUCGGAGGCAACUUCCUGCAUCAGUUCGGCAUCGAGAAGCAGCUGAAAAUCGCACAGGUUGAAGACGUCACUAAGGUGCCGCAGAAGUUCCGCUACCCGUUCUUCACGGAGAUGCUGUGGUACGUGCUGGACCGCUACGUGAGCGCGCUGCUGGGCCGCUCGCACCUCGCGCCCGAGUGCGUCGCCGCGCCGCUCGCGCCGCCCAAGGACCACGCGCACCUCACGCAGAACGAGCUGCACGGACUCAAGGCCAUAGUGAUGUAUCUACAUCAGUUGCCUGCCGGUCGCAAGUCGGUGCCGGAGUUGUUAUCCGACCCCAUAGCGUUGGUAAAGGACGUGCGCACGUUGGUCGAACAGCACAGACAUGACAAACAACACUUGGCCGUGACGGGAAUACCUGUGCUUAAAGGUCCUGACGACGUGGUGUCUGGUGAGCGGCGGCAGUCGAGCGGCCGCGGCGGGCGCGGCGGGCUGCACCGCGCCGGCGCCGCGCGCGCCCGCCCCGACCACGCCAACCACGCGCCGCGCCGCAGGCGCACUAGAUGCAAGAAAUGCGAAGCGUGCCAGCGUACGGACUGCGGCGAGUGCGUGUUCUGCCACGACAUGGUGAAGUUCGGCGGACUCGGCCGCGCCAAGCAAACGUGCAUUAUGCGACAGUGUUUACAGCCUAUGUUACCGGUGACGGCGUCGUGCGCGGUGUGUCACCUGGACGGCUGGAUGCAGACGCCGGUCGCACCGCAGGCUAAGGGUAACUCUGGUCGCAACGGUCCGUCUUCGCUGCGCGAGUGUUCAGUUUGCUACAGCAUCGUGCAUCCUGCAUGCGUGCCGCCUGGAGGACAGAUCAACGAGGACCUGCCUAACUCGUGGGAGUGCCCCACAUGCACCACCAUGGGACUCAACCAUGAUUACAAGCCGCGGCACUUCCGAGCGCGUCAGAAGUCGUCGGACAUCAGGCGCAUGAGUGUAGGAUCAGAUGCCAGCCAGCUCAGCCAACAUCAUAAUAAUCAGAACAAAUUGGUUCCACCGGCACCUCCAGUCCCGUUGAAAUCGGAGGCCGGUUCAGACAAUGAAACCAAAAGCGAAGUACCACAUAUCAAGUCAGAGGAUGAAAUCAAGCGCGAGGAGGACGAUGGCGUGGCGGGCGUGGGCGGCGGCGCGGAGGCGUGGGAGCCUUCUGCCAAGAAACGCCGCGCCUCCGACGAGGACGAGGCGCCUAAGAAGCAGGCGCUGCGGUCACAUCUCGCGCUGCAGCUCACACACCACUCAUCCAAGGUCCUGAAGAAGCCGCUGUACCCGGUGCGGCCCGCCACCACGACGCCGCACGCGCCGCACCACGCGCACCACGCGCCGCACGCCGCCGGCUCCGCGGGCUCGCCCUGGCUCGACCGCGAGGCGAUGCUCUGCGUCUUCGCGAAACUCACGCCGCACGAGCUCGCCACCUGUGCGCUCGUGUGCAAGACCUGGGCUGAGUAUUCUAUGGAUCCAUCGCUGUGGCGCAGCAUGUCGUUCGUGCAGGUGCGGGUGUCGGCGGCGCAGCUGGCCGGCAUCGCGCGCCGACAGCCGCUCUCGCUCGGGCUCGAGUGGUGCCACCUCGCGCGACGACAACUUGCUUGGUUACUGGGCCGCCUCCCAGCGCUGCGGUCGCUGUCACUAGCGGGCUCACCCGCGGAGGCGGCGCUGGCGCUGCGGUCUUCGACGUGCCCACCGCUAACCGCGCUGGACCUGUCGUUCGCGCGGUGCCUGGACGACGCCAAGCUGCGCGGCAUCCUGGCGCCGCCGGAGAACUCUCGGCCCGGCGGCGGCGCGCGGUCCGGCGCCGAGCCCUCGCGCCUCGCCGCACUCGCCGUACUACGGCUGCCUGGCACAGAUAUCACCGACGUCGCCAUGCGAUACGUCGUACAGGCGCUGCCUAAGUUGGUUGAGCUCGACGCGUCGUCGUGUGCGCGGCUGACAGACGCGGGCGCGGCACAGCUGGCACAUCACACACUGCAGCGGCUGUCCCUAGCGGGCUGUCGACUGCUCACGGAGGCUGCGCUGGACCACCUCGCGCGGUGCCCCAACCUCGUUAGACUGGACCUUCGACACGUGCCGCUGGUGUCAACACAAGCGGUGAUCAAGUUCGCGGCCAAGUCCAAGCACAACUUGCACGUCAAGGAUGUGAAGCUUGUAGAGUUGCGGAAGACCUGAUCCGAGGAGGCCGACAGCGGUCGCGAAGAAAAAGACGCCCGAACCGGCCACGUAAACCGCCGCCGACUGGGAAUAGUGCUGUGUGUGUGUUGGCGCCAUUAUACGGUGACUUUACGGUACCACUGCGUUAGAAUGUGCUCUAAUGACAUCGGAACAGAGUCGUGUUUUAUUAUGACUUGGAUUUACUAACAAACCUGUCCGAGCCCAUAUGUACCGUGAAGACCCGAAUUCAAUAUUUGUGUUACUCGUUAUUUUACUGUCACAGUAUUAGGUAUAUUAAGACCCCCAGACAAGUGUUUUGUUUUGUGUACAGCCGGUACUUUCCCAUGUUAAUACCAAAAAAUAUUAUAGUGCCUUGCAAUGUAAAUUAAUGAACCAAAAAUGUUAAUUGUUUGGUUACAUUUCGCACAACAUAUCAAAUUUCGUCGCUAUGUGCCAACACACAGUUAGUGUAGAUAUUUGGAAAGACUUGCGUACCCUGGUACUAUUACUGAAGUGAUACGAUAAAUUAGAUAAAGUUAUUUUAGGGAAACGAUCAGCUAGAAUAUCGUGUGGAAAUUAAUCAAUUCGGUUCUAUAUUUUGGCUCGUUACCAGUGGUAGAGCUUUCUUGUAAUAUUACAAUACAGCACAUAUUUGAAUGCACAAUCAAAUAAAUAUAUACAAAGUUAUAUAUAUCUAAUUUUAUUGCAUGCUGUUAUGUUGAUGUUAUAUUCUAUUGUCAAGGCCUGAACACAAAAACAAUGAUCAUAUUCGUAAGAAAAAAAAUGUGAUACCUUUUUUAAAUUAAAAUCAAUAUCGAGAACAAGAGGCUUUUGUUGACUGAAAUUCUAAAAAUGUUGACGAAAUUUACGUUAUAAUAAUUGAAUUCUCGGGCUGUAGACAAGACGCCUUUCUGUAAUCGUUAACACUAAUAGAAAACAAAAAAAAAGUAUAUGGAAAUGAGAUAUCCUAUCGAUAUGUCCAUUGUUAGGAUAUGUCAUUCUCAUACAUAACCUUAGCGUUAACGAUUGUAAAAUGGCAUCUUGGUUGUGGCCCCUGAAACUGUAGUGUCAUUCAUGGUUCUUACGUUAUAAUGCUUAGUAUCGCCCUUUUGUCCAACAUAACUUAAAUACUUAUAAAUCAUAAAAGUUUAUUUUAUGAUAACUAUUACUUUAUUGCUUAUUUCUUUAUUAUUAAGAACUAUAAGCUCAAGUAAGCAACAAUUUCCAAAGAAAAUGCACCUUAUUUAUGCUCAAUUAAAAUUAUGAAUGAAACUACAGAUAUUGUCAAUAUACAUGUAACAUUUUAUUACUGCAAUACUUUGUAAAUAGCGAUUUAUUUAUGCCAAUAAAGUUAUAUUUUUAGUUCAUGACAAUUUGAAAUUGCUUAGGUUGUAUGUUUUAGUUCUAGUCGCUUUUAGUUAAGCCGAAUUAGUGAGUGGAAAUAUUCAUGAGAAUUGAACCUUAUCACAGUGACUUCGUGUAGUGUUGAACAAUGUGGUAAAAAUAGUGCACGUAUACAGGUUUCGUGAGCUGUCUUUUUGGCUGAAUGAAGCCGAGUGUUUGAGUUGUGACUGCAGAUAUCCCUGUGUGGAUAUGUUAUAAAACAAUACGUUUAAACCAUUGGCGUGGCGUGGGUUAAUGUCGCUCAUAAGCAACGAGCGGGAGCAAAAAAGAGAUUUCAGGAAAUGAGUGUCACGUGCUCCUCAGCUAGUGAUACAUACGACAAAAGUAAAUUUUCUUUGUUUACAUAUUUGCCGUUAAAUAUGCAGCCGGGGCAGGAGGUCCCCCCUCCCCAACUACAACGCCACUGGUUUAAUCGUAAAAUUAAUUCAUUAUCCGUGUUUCGAGUGGAAUCAAAGCCAAACGGUACAAUCAUCUCAAUCGAAAGCUAAUUGUAAAUUAUAAUUCACUGCAAACAAUAACAUGUAUUGUUUGCAGUGAACAUCACGUAGCAUGUAAGCGAACCGACUCUGGUCAUAGCAGGCGAGGUCGGGGGACCGCCUAUAGUGUUAGAUUAGAAGUGACCUAAGAUUUGUGUCUACUUAUGAGCCACGGAAGUGCCAAGUGUUUGUACUUAUAUGGGCACUUCUUGAGAUGAGACGCAUUCCGAUGCGGACUGUACAUUGUUAAUUUAAGUCGUUAGUGACAUUUAUACUUGAACGGUAAGCUCCUAAUUAUAACAUUGAGCUAGUUGCUAAGAAUUGUGUGCCUCUGUGUAUAGACAAUUAGUUAUAGAUAAAUAAUAGUCUAUUGAAUACACAAGGAUACAGAAGUUAAUGUUAUGCCUACAGUUUUAUCAAUGCUGCAUAUUUACAAAUCAGAACUAAGGUAUAAAAAAAUGACUUUUGGAAAUUUAUAGUAACGGUUUGUUGUUAUUCGGCAUUGAAAUGAAACUUAUAUUUGGAUUUAAGCAAAAUUGCAGAAUAAUGAUUUUAUUACUGAUAAACUUUAUAAAAAUAGAUCCUAGAUAUUACAUAGUUUUUAACCGGCCUCCAUGCGAGAACCAAUCUGAAGUUUGUUGUCGCGUCGCGGAGGCGGCCGACGGCGCGGCCCCAUACAGCCAGUGGCUCAUUACGAAUAGAUAUUACGAGAAUUUGACGCGGUGUCGCGUAAUUGUAUCAUUGGUUACCAAUAAGCACUCAUAGUAAUUGAAAUAAAAUAUUUACAAUGAAUA
This is a messenger RNA of Manduca sexta (tobacco hornworm), 5874 nucleotides long. RefSeq names its product jmjC domain-containing histone demethylation protein 1 (gene Kdm2). Gene Ontology annotation, biological process: protein demethylation; regulation of transcription by RNA polymerase II. The coding region runs from base 324 to 3218 and encodes 964 amino acids. Gene Ontology annotation, molecular function: zinc ion binding; histone demethylase activity; transcription coregulator activity. NCBI's taxonomy places the organism in Eukaryota, Metazoa, Arthropoda, Insecta, Lepidoptera, Sphingidae. The record is from RefSeq and is a predicted model, not a curated record. The transcript has 21 exons.